This is a messenger RNA of Chinchilla lanigera (long-tailed chinchilla), 3702 nucleotides long. RefSeq names its product translation initiation factor IF-2-like. The transcript has 3 exons. The coding region runs from base 1 to 939 and encodes 312 amino acids. Lineage: Eukaryota; Metazoa; Chordata; Mammalia; Rodentia; Chinchillidae. The record is from RefSeq and is a predicted model, not a curated record.
AUGGAGGGGGCCGCGGAGGAGGUGCCUGCCCCCGGCUGUUCUCCCUUCUCCGGCCCGCUUUCCGCCUCGGCUCUGCCCUGCCCAACGCCGCCGCCGCCGCUCCCCGGCACCUCAGAGCCUCACGGACCCAAGAUGGCCGUCCCUCAGCUUCCUCCGCUGCCUCCGGCUGCCGGAAAGUCUGGAAGGGCUGGCCGGGUCUGGUACCCCGCCCUAAGGCGGCAGGUUCCCACCGCUUGUGCCCGCGUCCGCGACAGAGCUGCGAAAUGCCUGGGGCGGCGGGCUGAGCCCGAAGGACGGCAAGGCUGCACAGAUUACAAUCUGGGUGGCUGGAUUACAGACGGAGCGCCUGCCGAAUGCGAGAGUAGAGGUUGCAUCCCAGGGCCCCGCCGGGCGGGCGAGAGCCUCCCGGGCGAUGCUGAGUCGGGCUUCGGGAAGGAGCCGAGCUCCCGCGUCGUUAACCGUGACCCAGCCGCCGAGCGUUCAGUCCACGAACCUCCCGGCAUCCCACCCGGGGACUCAGAGGGCUGGGCUUGCCGGGGGCAGCGGCCGCAUCUUGACCUUGAAGAGGUGGCGAUCCGAGGGCGUAGACCCCGGCCAGCCAAACGCCGUCCAGCCAAACGCCGUCCGACUGAGGGUGGAACGGCAGGGUGGCGCAAAGAGACGGGAGAGCGAGACUGGCCCUCAGAGGCCUCCAGGGCCGGGGGCGGGGGCCCUAAGGGGAUUUGUAGCUGGAGGGCUGGCACCUUGCCGGGUGCCAUACGGGGCCAAGCUCGUCUGGGCCCGAGAUGCUGCCCGCCCUCCCUGGAUGGAAUCCAUCGGUGCAGGGCUCCUGGGACGGAGGCCAGCUGGGCUGGGGUGACGACCCGCUGCUCAGCAUCUCCCGGUCGGGCACACUGCAUCCGUUACUCCUGUCGCUGUCAGAGCGAACACACCGCGUGACCUGAAGUCUGCUAACUUGGCCAGAGCACCUCGUGUUGGUUAGCAACAGAGCUGGGACUCGAACGCGUUUCUGCAGCUUUGGUACCAGGCACCCUUGAGUGGGUGACUAUCCAUCCCAUGCUUGCAGCUGUGUCGCUCCUCCUCUUUCCUGCUCCCACAGCAGCCUAACUGCCUUGCUACUUGUCUGAGCCAUUUCCUGCUCCAUGAAACAUACACCUUUAACCUCCAGCCUCUCCCAGCCAGGCCCCGGGCGCCCAAAACAAAAGCGCCCGGAACCGAGGUGCCGUCCGAGCUUGCCGCUCGUCCGCGCAGAGGAGCGCUGCGGGGACCCACGCUGGCCUCCCUCACACGUUGCUCCAGCUACUGCGGGGCACAGGCCUCAACCCCAGCAUUUAGGAAGCUGAGGUCCGAGGGUCAUAGGUCCGAGGCCAGCCUGGGCUACAGGCAAGACCGUGUCUCACAAGAAAACAAAAAUAAAAUGUUAUUCUCUUCCCCCCUUGGGCCAGCCAGAGAUCGUGCAAUCGCCACGAGUUACCCGUGUGCUGCACACCGUUGCCCUGAAAUGCAGGUGAUGUUAGUGCGCGAGACGCGGAGGUCAUCCCGCCUGCCCGGGGCCGGGUCCAGGAGAGCUUUCCUGAGGACGGCCUGUUUGUGUGGAGGCCGAGAGCCGGUGGAGUCAGUCGGUCGGAGUGGAAAAGGCAGUCGAGGCAGAAGCGUGGUGCAUAGGGGCACGGGGCUGGGUGGCACCCGGGUGGGUCUGGGUAAAGGUCAAGCGUGCAGGCGGGCAGAGAGGCUAGAGGGAGCAGGAGUCGGACAGGCCUGCUCACACAGCCUGGCGCCCAGUUCUGUGCCCAUCCUGGGGAGUUGGGAAAACACCUCGAAAAGUGCGCCACCUUCAGGCAGGAGCUGGGAGAAAGCACGUGGACCACCCAGAGCUCAGCCGGAGGGAGAGGGUUGAGCCCUGGGGCUUCUCACAAAGCCAUGCCUGAGUCAGUGAAGCCCAAAACUUAGGAAAUGAAGCCCUAGUACUUAACUCAAGAGCUUCUGGUGUCUGUAAGCCUAGAAUUGAGGAAAUACUUUGAGCUUCUUCUUGCACUUGCUUCAGGUGACAUCGGGCAGCCAGGCAUGGUGGGUGAUGCGUCAGUCAUCCCAGCACUGAGGGAGGCUGAGACUGGAGGAUCCCUUCGAGUUCGAGACCAGCCUGAAACCAUAGUGAAACCCUGUCUCAAAAAGAGAAGUGUGAGGAGAAGUGCCACUUCACAGUCAUUAGGAUACAGCAACCAGAAAGUACUUUCCACUCUGAUGCAAUCUGCUUUGUCUACCUUUGCUUCUGUUGCCUGUGCUCCUGGGGUCUUACCCAAGAAAUCAGCGCACAGCUCAGUGUCGUGCAGCUGUUGUGUGCACCUGGCAGCCCCCAGUUUCAGAGCUACGUUCAAGCCUUUAGCUCAUUCUCAGCUGAACUGAGCUGACUGCUACAUAGGGGCGGUUAAGGGUCUACUUUCAGAUGAGAUCGGGCGCGUUCAGGGGGGCAUGGCCGUAGACUCCGGGUCUACUUUCAUCUUCCCACGUGUGGGUUUGCCCAGUGCCACCUGUCCUGGAGAGCAUCCUCUCCCCCGGAGCAGCUGGUCUUCCAGCGAGCAGCUGAGCACCAGUGUACAGGUUUGCUUCUGGGCUCUCUGUUCUCGUCAGUUCUGUGCUGCUUCGAUCUCAGCCCUUCCCUGGCUUCCCCAAAUCUUCCUGGAGCCUCAGCUCCUCCAUCUGCACCCCCUCCUCCCCUUCAGACCGUCGUCUUUUCAGCUCCACGUCCCCUGCUGCUUUGCCACCCUUUGUUUCUCUGCUGAGCUUAGGCUCGGACUCCCAGGUCACACACUGUGCCAGGCAUCCAACCCUGCAUACCCAACUGUCCGUGGGCCUGAUGCGGCCCCAGCCCACCUGGCUUCCUCGAACCUCAGGUGAGACUGAGCCCCCACUGCACAGACGAAGGUGGCAUCUUGAGCACGGGCGGAGGUGCGCAGACAGGAGAGGAGAGGCUGCCCGGUUCUGCACACGGCUGACCGCCCUGGAUCCACUCCCUGGCUCCAGCAGGACUCUGACAGUCAAGCGCUGUGGGGAGGCCAGUGUCACAGUGCAGAUGAGUGUUGACUGACUGACUGAUCACAAAGUAUCUGAGCCCACAGGGCCACAGCUCUGCUCCAUAGCUAGGUAACCAAGGCAGGAGAAAGCAGAGGCUCAGCCUUGCCUGGGUGAAGGGGUGCAGACAGCACCUGCAGGCCUGGGCUUGUGGCACUGACCACAGCUCUAGGACGUGGAACAACAGGCAUGUGUGCUUAGUUCUGGGAGCUCCCUGCAGGCCACACGCCCUCUGGGGCCCAGGGGAGCAUGGAAUCUUCACCCUGUGCAGCUUCCUGUGGCUGCUGGCCCGGCUCAGCUGUGGACCAUUGUUUCCUGUCCUGUAUCUGUCUGACCUCCAGCUGCCUUUCUCUUACAAGGACAACUUGAUGGCCUGUGGAGCGCACAGGUCCCAAUCUCAAGAUCUGCGACAAUCACAUCUGCCCAGCUGUCUACACAGAAUAUUCACAGCUGCAGGCAUCAGGCCGAAACCCCAGGAGUCAUUAUCCACUAUCCAUCCUGUAACACUCAAGGGGCUGAUGAACUCGCUCAAGGCUGCCCACCUGCAAGGUGGCUAAACUGCAAAGGAGUUCAUAUUGGACAUGGUCAUGGUCAUUAAAAAAAGCAGCCAUGUGGUGGUGCACACCUGUAACC